Molecule: messenger RNA, 1654 nt
Organism: Cuscuta europaea
Lineage: Eukaryota; Viridiplantae; Streptophyta; Magnoliopsida; Solanales; Convolvulaceae
Source: the annotation of a GenBank genome assembly
UCGACAUGGACCAAAAGAAAGAGAGAAAGGAAGCCCUAAGUACAUACUCCAUUGCUGCAAAUCAAGUUCAAGCAAGGUUGGUCCAAGGAAUGUGAUUAAAGAAGGGAAAAAAAUUAGGAAAAGUGUGAAAGAUUAAGAAGCAUAAAUAAAGUGUUUCUAGAGUUCGUCGGAGUUUCGCUGGAGUUUCGGCGGAGUUUCGUCGGAGUUUCACCGGAGUCCAACUGAGGAGCGUAGAACGCGCUAAAGCUCAUUUAAGGUUGAAGCUAGAGCUUGUUGUCUACACCUUUGCACGGGUGAAAGGAAUCUAGAGGAAGACGUGAAAUGGAAGGUAGACCUAUGCCAACAAGAAACAAUCUGAGGGGGCAAACACUGGUAGCCUCUAUUGGGGCUAGUCGGUCCGCAUCUCGGGGCUCAAGAGGAGGAAGAGGAGGCCGUGAAGGCCGUGGUAGUCAUGGGUGCUAUCGAGCCCGAAUAGUGAACGACGGUCAUGUUAGCUCGAUGUAUGAAACUAACACCGAGGAAUAUGAUGCAACCUAUGUUCCCGAAACGGGGCAUGAGGAGACCCCGUAUGACGGGGGUGACUUCGAUACCGAUGAGGAGGACAACGACGAGAGUGAUGCCCGAUUCACCCAACUGGGUGAAUUGUUUGAGUGGUAUCAGAAAGAGAAGCAAAGGAGGGAUCUUAGGCGCCAAACUAGGCGUGCCCCUUCAGGAGGUUCGGGUCAAGGGAGCUGGGGAGCUUCAAGGGCCAUUUCAGGGACGUCCCAAGGCGGGCGUGGAGGAGAUUUCUAUGUGAGAAUCUCCAAAUACCUCAAUGGGGCUAGGGCCUUGGGGUUUAAGUCCUUCGACAGCACCAGUGACAUUACCGUUGUUGCCGAUUGGAUAAAGAAGGUGAAGGAUGCAGCAAGAGACACACAAAUCACCCCUGACGUGAAGUUGACCAUUGCUUCACGCUUGCUUGAAGGGAUUGCUUCUACGUGGUGAGAAGGAGUAGAAGGGAAAUACCGUGGGAAUAUCUCGUGGGAAAACUUUGAGCGAGAGUUCUAUGCUCAAUACUACUCCGACUUUGAGGUCAAUGUCAAGAGGAGGGAGUACACUUAUAUGCACUAGUUUAUAGUGUAUAAACGUAUGUUUUUAUGUUGAUUGAGUGUGGAUUUUCCAUCACUUUUAGUUAGUUUGUAAGUACUUGUUUUAUUUUGUUUGUAAUUGUUCUCUCCUUCUUUUCGGAGUUAUAGAAUAGUGAUAGAGUUUGUAGCAAGGAAAAAGGGAGAAAAACUGAAGACAAAAAGACCUAGGAGCACAAAAACCCGACCGGGUCAGACCUUGAAAUCGGUCGGGUCAGUUGAGGAACAGAUCUAAGAAGAAAAAGUAAGACCCGGUCGGGUCCCAUACCCGACCCGGUCGGGUCAGAUAUGACCCGGAACACCAGAACAUGCUGAAGAUCACAAAGAUUUGAAAAAAAAAUCUGAUUUAGACCAAACCCGGUCGGGUCCCUCACUUGACCCGGUCGGGUUUGACUUGACCCGGGACAAAUUAACGUGCUGGAACAAUGAAACGUGGGAGAUUAUCUGAUUUUGACCGGUACCCGGUCGGGUAUGUACCUAUACCCGGUCGGGUACCCGGCCAAAGGUGUUGAAAAACACCUAUAAGUAGC